This is a messenger RNA of Penicillium verrucosum, 1689 nucleotides long. RefSeq names its product Leucine Rich Repeat domain protein. The transcript is spliced from 7 exons. Gene Ontology annotation, molecular function: Hsp90 protein binding. Lineage: Eukaryota; Fungi; Ascomycota; Eurotiomycetes; Eurotiales; Aspergillaceae. The record is from RefSeq and is a predicted model, not a curated record. The coding region runs from base 1 to 1689 and encodes 562 amino acids.
AUGGCUUCAAGACCAAGUACGCGUAUAGUACGCGGAGUAACAUCCAAAAAGAAGGCCGACAUAGAGCAGGCUGCUGCUCUUCAGCGAUCAGGCCAAAAUGCUUACAAAGUUGGGGAUCUUCAAGGCGCCAUUGAGUCCUUCACCCAGGCAUUAGGGGCAAACAAUGAGGACACUGGAAUCCUGGAUAAUCGCGCGGCCACGUAUUGCAAGCUGAAACAGUACAGCCAGGCCCGCGCUGAUGCGAGAGCUAUGGUCAAGCUUGCACCUAAUGAUGACCGUGGAUAUAUGCGCUUGGCCAAAGUCCUAUGCUUGGAUGGGAACUUUGACAAGGCCCGAGACAUCUACGAAUAUGCCCUCCAAAAACUUCCAGCUGAUCACCAAGGCCGUGAGGUUCUCGAGCAGCUACUCAAGAAACUACAGGAUAAGCUAGCAGGAGGAAACCGACGCGACCCAUUUACGAUCCUACCACUAGAGAUCGCAGAACUCACGCUUCGGCAUUUCUCCUUCAAGCAGAUCGUGGCAAUCCUGCGCGUCUGCAAAGGAUGGAACCAAUUUUUAGGCCGUCUGGCUAGCCUCUGGAUGCAUGUCGACCUCACCGGAGCUAGAUCCCGUGUACCUUGGACAUCUGUCCGAAAUUACAUCCAUCGAUCGCGGGCGCAACUGACCAAUGCCACCAUUACAAAUCUCGUGUCCUCUAACACGCCUAAGGUACUCGACAUGCUGAGCAGAUGUCCCCAACUAGAGCACCUAGAAUUCAUGGUUCUCCAUGACCAUCCUAAAGAAUUCUACCGGAAGAUCAAAGAUUUUCGACGUUUGAAGAGUCUCGUCUGUGGAGCAGACAUCAACCUUUCGCAUGCCUGCUUUUCUACGUGUGUGGGACAACCCUACCUUCCCCCAUCCACGUCGACAUGGCCUGAACAUCUCCCAAAUAUGAAGAGUCUAACUAUUGCAUCUUCACAAGAACCUCCUGCCUUCUGGGAUGUACUUCCAGGGUUGGGGUCGUCUGUAUAUCCCAAUCUAGAGGAGCUGAGGCUGGUUUGGGAUCCUGCGCUACCACAAUCAUACUCAUUUGAUCCGGUGCGACAGGAGGGACAUCUUCCCCCGCUCCGCAUACUAGAUCUUCGGGGCGCGGCUGUCCGACAUAAUUUCUAUUCAAUCCUUCCAACCAGCCUUGAGACCCUACGGUUGUUCUCGGGGUCCAUCCGGAUUGGUGGAAAUAUGACGCCGGGAGAGAACGAACUCCCAAACCUGAAGACAUUGAUAUUCAAUGAUACCCCAUGGGUCAACCGCGCCACACUUUCCCUAUUCCUACUCCAUUCCAAGGCUCCCCUCCGAACCCUUCAUGUGAACCUUUGCUACAACAUCAACAGCGAGGACUUUAUUAACAUUCUUAACGAUCCCGACGGAGCGAAUCCAGAAUUGAAAAAAUUAACUGACGUCGGGGUUGCUUGUAUGCUUGGCAUGGACGAUUGGAGCGUCAGAAAUCUGUCGGCAGUAUUGCCAAACCUGAAAAUCCUUGACUUGUCGCAGACGAGAAUUACCGGCUGUACCAUUCGCAUGUUUGCAGAUGCCCGAAAUGAUGAAUCAGCCGUGGAAAAGCUCGACGGCUUAAUCAUAAAAGGAUGUGACGGUGUGUCUCGUGAUGCUGUUGACUAUGGGCGGCAAAUGGGACUCAAGAUUGUCACCUAG